AUGCCCCUCGGUUUCGAGCGCCUGAACGAGCGCACGUCGCGCCCCAAUGCCCUGAUAAACUUCAUCCGGCCCCUCCCAGGCACCACCUCUCCCGUCGCCGAACAAAUCCUCAACCGUGUAGCCGCAAUAUGCUACCCGUUCAUGAAGUCCAACAUGAUCCUCGUACAAGCGCUCGAAGAGUUCCCUUACAACACCGAGUUCGUCGGCCGCAACUUCAACGCCGGAGAGGUCAUACAGCUAGUCCUGCGAGAUAGAAGUGGGCGAUGGUUGCCGCAGAGGAUGGUCGAGAUGGUUUUGGUGCAUGAGUUGGCGCAUUGCAAACAGAUGAAUCAUAGCAAGGCCUUCUGGAAGGUGAGGGAUGAGUACGCCGUGGACUUGAAGGCACUCUGGGGAAAGGGCUAUACUGGGGAGGGGCUGUGGGGCAGAGGAAAAGACUUGCUCACGGGCGCAGUGCAGAUGAGUGAGGGAGAUGUUGCUGAUGUGCCUGAGCAUCUCUGUGGUGGCACAUACGGCAGGAGGGCGAAGAAGAGGAAGAGAGGGGCCAAGGACAAGCCGACUCUAUCGUAUGCAGAAAAGAAGCAGCGGCGCAUACUGAAGAAGUUUGGUGCUGGUGGUCAGGCAUUGGGGGCAGACGACGAUACCAAAGUCAAGCUUGAAGGUGGUGUACCGAAGAAAGGAAAGCCAAGAGUAGCAGGGAGUGCCCGCGGUCGAGAUCUGAGGGCUGCUGCAGCACUGGCGCGCUUUGACACUGGGAAGAAAGAAGACAUCACAAUCAAGAAGGAGGAAACACCAUCAGACAGCGAAACAGAAGAUGAGUUUGUCGAAGGCGAUCAAGAGGGUGCAGCGGUAGACGUGGAUGGCAAGGAAAUGCUCGACGAUAAAGGUCGCGCUUUGAUUAAGAUCUGCGAGGAUGAAGACGACAAGGACGGCAAUGCGAAGAGGGAGCUGGAAGAGAUUCAGAGCUUCGCACCACAGCAUCAAUCAUUGAGGCUCCCUCCAAACCGCUCGAAUACCCUAAAAGUACCUAAACCAACCGCAAAGCAACCCGAAGCCGCCUCACGGAUUUCACCCGACUGGGAACAAACCAUACGCCCAGCGAAGUCUAUGUCCUGCCCGUUGUGUUCCUUCUACAACGGUGACGAGCCUCUUACCUGCGGCGGGUGCUCCAAUGUCUUGAAUCCAAGUCUCCUACCAGAUAGUUGGCAGUGUAGGAGUAAGGCGUGUGAGGGGAGCGAGUACGUCAACGCUGGAGAUGCUGGUAUUUGCGGUGUUUGUGGCAUGUCGAGAACGUCGACGUAA
This is a messenger RNA of Cucurbitaria berberidis CBS 394.84, 1299 nucleotides long. RefSeq names its product WLM-domain-containing protein. NCBI's taxonomy places the organism in Eukaryota, Fungi, Ascomycota, Dothideomycetes, Pleosporales, Cucurbitariaceae. Bases 1 to 1299 code for a protein of 432 amino acids. The transcript has 2 exons. The record is from RefSeq and is a predicted model, not a curated record.